GUUGUAAGGUUUCCGCUGUAUCCUUAUCAAUCGAUGACUUGUUACGAUCAAAGUUCAUCAAUCGAUAACAACCAUUUGCGUUAUCUCCCGUGGCUGUAUUCUCAUAGCUAUAACAGCUGUUGAGAUACCAAGGAAUACUCAAAAAUUGAAUAUAUAAGUAUCAGAGAAUUUUGUUCGUUCCUUUGCUUUUGACCUUUUCGCAUGUCAGUUCGAAGCUUUGCUUAUUUCACCACGAUGAAUCGUAUGUUGCUGUGCAUUGCUUUUUCGUUGCUCGUUGCUGUUGGCAACUGCAGUCCGUUCAAUGACUGUGGCUCUAAAACUGGGACACCUACAAGUGUGAAAGUCACGGAUUGUCCUGAUGAUGCUGAUGAGUGUGUUCUGAAGCGUGGUACCACAGCAGGCAUCGAAGUAGAUUUCACUGCUGGUGCUGCAACGAAGACUCUAAAGACCAGCGUGCACGGAAUUAUUGCCAACGUGCCCAUGCCAUUCCCUCUGCCCGAGCCAGACGCGUGCAAAACUGGAGUGACGUGCCCAGUGACAAAAGGCUCGACGUACAUUUAUAAGAACAAUCUGGCCAUCAGACAGAUAUACCCAGCACUCGAAGUAACUGUCCGUUGGGAGUUGAAAGACGAUUCUGGAGCUGAUAUGGUUUGCGUCGAAAUUCCUUGCCGCUUGGAAUAAGUCUAAAAAUAUAAAAUUCUAAAGCUAAGUGUUCUUUUCAUCUUUAAUAGUGACACUACUGGAAAAUCACGAACAUUAAAAUUAUAACUUUAUUCUGACAUGAAAAAACAAACUUUGAGCAUCAACCAUACUACUAUAUAUGACUAGAAAAAAAACUGAGGUUUGUUCCUUUUCUCUGAUGCAUACAAAAUUCGCAAUAUUUGUUUAGAACAAAAGAAGAAAGGAACGUUUUGUGUUCAAACAGUCAAUGUAUUUUUAUUUAUAUUUAUUACGACAUAUUUAAAUUUCAAUAACAUAUGUACCAUGAAAGUUAAUAAAUGCUUCUGUACGAAAA
Molecule: messenger RNA, 1015 nt
Organism: Uloborus diversus
Lineage: Eukaryota; Metazoa; Arthropoda; Arachnida; Araneae; Uloboridae
Product: NPC intracellular cholesterol transporter 2 homolog a-like
Exons: 1
Coding region: 202-681 (159 amino acids)
Biological process (GO): intracellular cholesterol transport
Molecular function (GO): sterol binding
Source: RefSeq, a predicted model, not a curated record